This is a messenger RNA of Perca fluviatilis (European perch), 1173 nucleotides long. RefSeq names its product isochorismatase domain containing 2 (gene isoc2). Bases 474 to 1067 code for a protein of 197 amino acids. NCBI's taxonomy places the organism in Eukaryota, Metazoa, Chordata, Actinopteri, Perciformes, Percidae. Gene Ontology annotation, cellular component: cytoplasm. The record is from RefSeq and is a predicted model, not a curated record. The transcript is spliced from 7 exons.
CAGAUGGUUAUUAUUUGCUAAUUGAGUAGAAUUUUCGAUAUAUUACACUUUCUUACUUUUUUUCUUAUCAUCAUUUGUCGUCGCGUCGUCUGACAGCGGUUGUGACUCCUCUUUUUGCGUUUCUAUUGGGGAUUCUGCAUUGUCAGACAUCUUCAGGUAACCACUUUGCUUUGGUUAGUUGUUCCCACCCAUAGAAGGUUCCCCCCACCGCACUGAGCUAGCAAGACGAACAGUGGCUGCGAUUGGCUACAGAAACGUCAAUCACCAAGACACGUAAUUCUAUUGGUCAAUGCGCUUAUGGAGCGCUGGGUUUAUCAAAGACUCAUGAACUUGUGUCUUCUCUUAGCUACAUGCUAGGAGACGGUACAUUGGACAUCAUACUUUAUCCUGGCAGCUGAACUUUCUACAGUCCUGUUGAACCUGUCACCCACUGCUCGUCCUCCUCCUCAAAAUCGGACCAUUCAGACAACAACAUGGCAAGAAUUGGCAGGCUCUCCACCAAGGAUUCGGUGCUUUUCCUGUGUGACAUGCAAGAGAAGUUCCGUCCCAACAUCUUCCAGUUCACCAACAUUGUCAGCAAUGCGGCCAGAUUGCUCCAGGCCAGUCGUGUUCUGGGCAUCCCGUCCAUUUUGACAGAGCAGUACCCUAGAGGCUUGGGUCCCACAGUACCAGAGUUGGGAGCAGAAGACCUGACCGCUCAUGCUAAAACUUCAUUCACCAUGAUGAUAGAGGAGGUUGAGAAGGAGCUGCAGACCCUGGGGAACCCCAAGCAGGCUAUACUGUGUGGAAUAGAGGCACACGCCUGCAUUGCAUGCACAACAUUUGACCUGCUCGAAAAGGGAAUGGAGGUUCAUAUUGUGGCUGAUGCAGUCUCAUCCAGAAGCCAGACAGACCGUUUGUUUGCUCUGUCCCGACUGAAGCAGAGCGGAGCUUUCCUCACCACCACAGAGGCUGUUAUGCUGCAGCUGGUUCAAGAUGCCAAACACCCCAACUUCAAGCAGGUCCAGAAGCUUUUGGCCCACCCAUCUCCUGACACCGGCCUCCUCGCCUUCUUCAGCGCUCUGUAGGGAGAUCAUCACCUGUCAUUUUGUGCCAGAAAUACUGUACAGAAUGUUACUGCUUCCAACACAAUGUUUAAGUUCUUCAAUAAAGUGAUGCUGCUAUAAAUCUGUA